This is a messenger RNA of Dovyalis caffra, 186 nucleotides long. Lineage: Eukaryota; Viridiplantae; Streptophyta; Magnoliopsida; Malpighiales; Salicaceae. The record is from the annotation of a GenBank genome assembly.
CUUGAACGUGAUGCUGGUCGCUUACUUGAUUGUAAAGUUAGGAUGAAUUUCUGCCCCCUGGGUGCAUGUGCAUUGGCUGGUACUGGUUUACCCAUUGAUAGGUUUAUGACUUCUGACGCUUUAGGAUUCACUGCUCCCAUGAGGAACAGUGAAAGGUCUGUAUUUGAGAAUGGAGAUGACAGUGAG